AUGUGGUCAAAAAUUGUAACAAGAAGAGUAUUUUUUAAAGUGCGUUUUUGCUCGUCUCUUGUGCCGGAGGAACCUGAAGGUCCUUGCGUCCUAACAGACGUUCCAGGCCCCUGUUCCAGAAAAUUAAAGAAAGACUUAGGGAAAGAUCAGUACACCGGGGAAGUAACACUAUUCGGUAAUUACCAAAAGUCAAUCGGAAAUUAUCUAGUCGAUGCAGAUGAUAACGUACUUUUGGAUAUGUUCUCUCAAAUAGCAACUCUUCCUCUCGGGUAUAAUCACCCCCAGCUAUUAAAACUGUUCCAAGACGACAAAAAACUGAAAACCAUGAUUAAUAGACCUGCACUUGGAGUCUUCCCUGGAGAAGAUCAACCAAAACGAAUUCAUAGUUUAGUCAGUCAGAUCGCCCCUUGUUUGCCAAAAAUCAACCUAAUGAUGUGCGGCGCCUGCGCAAAUGAACAAGUUUUCAAAAACGUCUUCAUAGCCUACCAGCGGAAGAAGCGAGGACAAGAAGGUUUCACAGACGAGGAAAAAACCACGGCUGUUAUCAACCAGCCACCGGGAGCUCCAAACCUGUGUAUACUAUCAUUCUGUGGAGGGCUACAUGGUCGUGCCUUGGGUGCUUUAGCAUCAACGCACACUAAGUACAUCUACAAAAUAGACUACCCGUCUCUCGACUGGCCAAUAGCGUACUUCCCUCGGUAUAGAUAUCCUCUAGACGAAAACGAACGCGAAAAUAUAGAAGAAGAUAAAAAAUCUCUGGCACACGUCGAAGAGUUGUUUGCUACUUACAAGAAAAAGGAAACUCCGGUGGCUGGGGUUAUAGUAGAACCUAUACAGGGUGAAGGUGGUAAUAAUGAAGCCUCGGCGCUAUAUUUUCAAGAGUUGCAAAAAAUCAUAAAGAGGAAUAACGCAUAUUUGGUGUUUAACGAAAUUCAAACUGGAGGAGGUAGUACUGGGAAGUUUUGGUGUCACGAAUACUUCGAUUUACCGGUACCACCGGACGCUGUUACCUUUAGUAAGAAAUUCGCUGUAGCGGGGUACUUCCACAGCGACGAAUUAACACCUGAUAAGCCAUUUCGGGUGUUUAACACCUGGAUGGGUGACCCCGGAAAAGUCAUAAUCCUCGAAGCUAUUAUUAAAGUCAUGCGAGAGCAAGAUCUUCUAGACAAUGUGCUGAAAGUUGGUGCCCGACUGAAGUGCGGGCUUGUUGAGUUAGAAGAGGAAUUUUGCGAGAUCAUGGAUUCGGUUCGAGGAGUUGGCACUUUUUUGGCGUUUAAUAUUGCCAAUGAGGAAUUGAGGGACACUGUGUUGCACAAAUUGCUUCGCAAAGGUGUUGUGUUAGGUCGUUGUGGCGAAUCGGGACUUCGGCUUAGACCAGCCUUAAUCUUUCAAGAGCAUCACGCCGAUAUUUUUUUGGACAUACUUAGACAAGUUCUAAAACAAUGCAAGUAACAAAC
Messenger RNA from Zophobas morio, 1457 nucleotides. Its product is annotated as 4-aminobutyrate aminotransferase, mitochondrial-like. The transcript has 5 exons. Gene Ontology annotation, molecular function: pyridoxal phosphate binding. The record is from RefSeq and is a predicted model, not a curated record. Lineage: Eukaryota; Metazoa; Arthropoda; Insecta; Coleoptera; Tenebrionidae. Bases 1 to 1452 code for a protein of 483 amino acids. Gene Ontology annotation, biological process: GABA catabolic process. Gene Ontology annotation, cellular component: mitochondrion.